Drosophila erecta is the source of this 1656-nucleotide messenger RNA. It is a transcript of the gene ppk21, whose product is annotated as pickpocket protein 19. NCBI's taxonomy places the organism in Eukaryota, Metazoa, Arthropoda, Insecta, Diptera, Drosophilidae. The transcript is spliced from 7 exons. Gene Ontology annotation, cellular component: membrane. Gene Ontology annotation, biological process: sodium ion transmembrane transport. Gene Ontology annotation, molecular function: ligand-gated sodium channel activity. The coding region runs from base 1 to 1656 and encodes 551 amino acids. The record is from RefSeq and is a predicted model, not a curated record.
AUGUUCUAUCCACUGGAACUGCCCAGAGUCCGUCGUCCACUUUUCAGGGACUAUGGCGGCCAAUCGGGACUCAUCCCGACGCAGCGGCAUGCCGGGAAGGGCAGGCGCUUGGGAAAACUGUGGCACUUUAUGCUGCCAUAUCUCAAGGACUACGCAGAAGGGUCCUCCGUGCACGGCAUAAGAUAUCUGGCGGAUCCCAAGAUGAGGAACUGCACUUCACACUUCAGGCUGAUUUGGCUGCUGAUUUUGGUGGCCACCAGCAUAGGUGCCAUAGUGGUUUAUGUGGACCUCAACGAACUUUACCAAAGGGUGCGCAUACAGACCACCAUUAGGAACACGAUGCUCCCGAUUUUCCGCAUACCAUUUCCCUCGAUUGGCUUCUGUCCCAGGAACCGUCUGAACUGGAUGGUACUCGAGAACGAGGCAGUGCAUCACUUCCUGGGCGCCAACGCGUCUGCUGCCCAAAAGCAUCUCUUCAUAGAGUUCUUCACGGCGGCAGGCGAUCCUCACCUGGCGCGCCUGAAUGACAUGUCCAACUUCUUUGAGAAUAAAACUCUGUCUGAUGAGCUCCACAUGCUGGAUCACCUCGACCUUCGCGAGGUCUACAAGUUCAUCCAGUUCAAGUGCCAGGACUUGUUUCACAUCUGCCACUGGCGGGGAAACCCAGUAAACUGCUGCGAGCUCAUUGAGUAUCAGUUCACAGAGUCCGGCUUGUGUUUUGUCUUCAACACGGAAAUCAGUCCGGUAUCGCGACAAAAAGCCAAGGAGAACAAAUACUAUCCCCUGCGCACCCCGCAGUAUGGCGAGGGUUCUGGCCUGGAUGUCUUCGUGCGGCUCAACAGAUCCUACAUUCGUCCUGGGAAACGGGACAUAAACGUGAUGAUCAAGCAGCCGCAGCAGUGGAGCGACGUGGUGCGCCAUGUGCCACAUGAGGCCCACACCAGGAUCAGUGUAACGCCCCGAUUCACAGUCACGGAUGAGCGAACCCGAGCGGUGACUCCGGAGGUCAGGCGAUGCAUCUUUGCCGAUGAGGUCCACAAUCCGCACUACAAGAAUUUUCCGGACUUCGACUACUGGGUGGGGAACUGCCGGAGCCGGUGCCACCAGGAACAUGUCAUCCAACUGUGCAAGUGCUCCCCCUCUAUCUUCUUUCCCAUCUCUGACAAGGAUAACUUUACGGUGUGCAAAGCCUCGGACUUCAAGUGCCUCUACGACAACAGGGUUACCUUCAGCAUUGAACGGCAUCCCGAGGAGGACGACUACGUUAAGAAUCCCUUCAAGGAGAGCAUGAUCUGCGACUGCUUCACCAGCUGCACUCAGCUGAUUUUCGACAGGGUGUUCACCACCACCACUUUGGAUAAUAAUGAAACGGACACCGAGGCGGGCACAAUGCGACUGGAUAUCUUCUACCAGUCCGGAUGGUUCAUCCAAUAUCAAACCACCAUGAGGUUUACCUUUGUGGAACUACUGGCCAGCUUUGGUGGCAUAAUAGGGCUGUUUUUGGGAGCCUCCUUGCUGAGCGCCUUCGAAUUGGCCUACUACUUCUCAAUUGGCCUCUAUUUGUACAUUCAUGACAAGAGAAAGUUGAAAAAGCCGCAACCCCGCGUUGUAACUAUUCCAUUUGGCCAGAGGAAAAUAACGCCCAUUAAGUUUUGA